Messenger RNA from Anguilla rostrata (American eel), 4780 nucleotides. RefSeq names its product Kruppel like factor 8 (gene klf8). The transcript has 6 exons. The coding region runs from base 680 to 1750 and encodes 356 amino acids. The record is from RefSeq and is a predicted model, not a curated record. Lineage: Eukaryota; Metazoa; Chordata; Actinopteri; Anguilliformes; Anguillidae. Gene Ontology annotation, molecular function: RNA polymerase II cis-regulatory region sequence-specific DNA binding; DNA-binding transcription factor activity, RNA polymerase II-specific. Gene Ontology annotation, biological process: regulation of transcription by RNA polymerase II.
GUGGCCAUCUGACAGACUGUGGAUUUGCAGGCCGUGGAGUUAUAAUUUCUAGGGUGAAGAGAGAAAGACAAACAGGAACACGGGAGGGCAACAACUCUCAAUAAAAAUACAUUCAGAAAGUAACGUUACUGUAACAGAAAAUAAGGCAUCAGUACUAGAAGGUCGUUAAAAGAAACUGAGCAUGCUGUAAUUUCACAGAACAUCUCAUUUUAAGGUGGGGUGACAGGGUGUGUUCUUUCGCUGCCUGUGUUUUUUUUUUAAAGAUGGCGUGCAAUACACUCGUAAGGAGGGCAAAUUUGGAAAGCGUUGGGCGCCGCUGCCGCUGGUUCGAGCUGUUCUGCGGCUGGCUGCAUUGCCUCUGAUUGACACGGUUGAGGGGUGGGGACGCAGGGUGGGGUCACCAGCAGGGAGAGGCGGAGGAGAGACUGAGCGAACCAGCCCAACCCUGAACACGGCAACAACACACUGAGAGAGACACCAGGGAAGAAAGGAUUUUCGACGCCGAAGCUAUGAUCUAGAAGACGACCCUAAGAACCCGCAUCUGCCUGUCCCAAUAAUAAUUCGAAAGGUGGAUAUAAAAAAACUGCUAGCAAGAUUAGCUACUAUUAUUCUAUUAUACCCCGCCCGUUCGACCCCCCUUACUCCACCCCUUCACCGCUGCACCCGCUUAGCUACCGAGAUGCACACGGAGACUCGUAACAAGAAAUGCGAAGCGAGUCUUAAGAAAUCCAGCUCUGCGUCCAAGAGAGAGAUGCCUUCGGCCCACAUCAAGCCAGAGCCAGAGGAAGUGGAGUGCUCGAAGCCCGGGACGCCCGAGGAGCCCCCCCAGGACUCCCCCCAGCCCACAGAUCUGAAGUGUAAGGGGUCGUGCGCCUCCCCCCCGCCUCUCUGCACCGCCAAAGCAGAGGCAACAGAGGCGCUCUCCCCCGACCAGACUGAGCCGGUCGACCUGUCGCUCAACAAGCCCCGCCCCUCGCUGCCCACCAGCACGGCGUCGGGCGCGGCCCCCCCCGCCCCCCCCAGCGUGACCACGCCCAUCCCGGCGGUGCUGUCGCCGGGGUCCAUCCUGGCCUCCACACAGGGCGUGGGGGGGCAGCAGAUCCUGCACGUCAUCCACACCAUCCCGUCCGUCAACAUGCCCAGCAAGAUGGGCCAGCUGCAGACCAUCCCCGUGGUGGUGCAGUCUCUGCCCGUCGUCUACACCGCCCUGCCCACCGAGGGCGUGGCCACCGCCGCCAUCACCGUGCCACUCAUCGGGAGCGACGGCCGCUCGGAGGGGUCAGUUCGGAUCAAACCGGGAACAGCGUCCCCAGUGGAGUUCCAGAGCGACAGCGACGUGGAGAGCGGGACGGAGUCGGGAUCAGCCUCCUUCAGCACACAGGGCCUGGAGCCGGGCCUGUGUGACGGGCUGGCCUCUCCCCUCAGUGCUGUGGUGGACCUGGACAUGCAGGCGGACCCUGACUCGCCAGACAUGAAGAGGAGGCGUGUUCACAUGUGCGACUACGACGGCUGCAACAAGGUGUACACCAAGAGCUCGCACCUGAAGGCCCACCGCAGGAUACACACAGGUGAGAAGCCGUACCACUGCACGUGGGAGGGCUGCACCUGGCGGUUUGCGCGGUCGGACGAGCUGACGCGGCACUUCCGCAAGCACACGGGCAUCAAGCCCUUCCGCUGCACCGACUGCGACCGCAGCUUCUCCCGCUCCGACCACCUGGCGCUGCACCGGAGACGCCACGUCAUGAUGUGAACCCGCCCGCCAGCCCCGCCCCAAACCGCCCUGCCACGCACCCCCCGCCCGCCCGCCCAUCAGCCCUGCCCCACCCAUCAGCCCUGCCCGCCAGCCCCGCCCCAAACCGCCCUGCCACGCCCCGCCCGCUCGCCCAUCAGCCCCGCCCGUCAGCCCGCCCGCCAGCCCCGCCCAUCAGCCCUGCCCCAAACCGCCCUGCCAGCCCUGCCCCAAACCACCCUGCCAUGCCCCGCCCAUCAGCCCCGCCCACCCUGCCACGCCCAUCAACCCCGCCCGUCAGCCCCGCCCCGCCUGCCAGCUCUGCCCCACCUCACCUGUCAGUUCCGCCCACCUGCCCUGCCCCUCCUUCAGAGAAAGAAAUGAAAUGGGAUGGAUUUUUAACUGUGACCCCCCUUCCCCCCACCUCUGCCCCUCACCCCCCCAUUAGAAAUGUGGUCUUGUAAGACAUGGACAGGAGGCGGGACCUUUGGUCUGUGUGUGCCUGCUCCCCCCCACUUCCCAAGCCUCAGGCUGUUCUCUGGUCCCCCACUGGCCCCAGACGAGAGAGUCACUGAUUGGCCAAUCCUUAUUGCCCCGCCCUGCCCAGCCUAACGGGCCUGACUGGCCGGACGGGGUGAGUGACAGGUGCAUCCUGGCCAGCGGGGGCGUGUUUGCCCCCUUGUGUUCUGGAGAGGCAACGAUGGAGGAGACUGCAGUACAGCGUCUUACCAUGUUUACUCACUGACCCACACCCUCUGUGUGGACUGCUCUUCUGCUUCAUUUGAGUGUGUGUGUGUGUGUGUGUGUGUGUGUGUGUGUGUGUGUGUGUGUGGGUGAGUGUGUGUGCGUGUGUGUAUGUGUGUGAGACUAAAUGUCGAAGGAAUACUGCUAUUUAAAGUUUAAUUUUAGUCCCAUUAAUUCCUUUUUUGUUCCCUUCCUCAUGAGAGAGAGUGAAAGAGAGAGAGAGAGGGAGGGAGAGAGAUAUAGAGAGCGAGAGUGAGUGAGUGAGAGAGGGAGGGAGGGGUGGUCAGCACAUUGUCUUUUACACCUACCUAUUACCCAGAGAGCGACAGGGAGCUCCAAAACUGUGAAUUGUCUUUUAUUCUUUUAUUCUGUAGUUCAUUGUCAAUCAAAACUUUUAAUCUUUCCCUAAAAUUAGACUUGCUCAAUAACAGUGUUGACGUUGCUUAUUUUUGUGUAAUUAAAGAAUUGGUUCAAGUUUCUUACGCUGAGAUUGGCUUUUAACAGAAAUAGCAUCCCCCAAAGGACACAGGUGCACACUUGUCUUUUUUUUUUUUCUUUGUUGCUUUUGAUACGAAAAUAAAAGUUAGAAAUGACAAAUGUGUUAUUGACAGAGAAUUGGGGGGGCUUUGCGUGUGUGUGUGUGUAAGUUUGCAUGUGUGUGUGUGUGUGUUGCUGGGCGUAGUUUUAUCCAGGAGGGGAGUGUCGAUUGUGGACACACGCUGUUACUUCAGUUCUGAGAGCCUAACGGACUUACCUGCACAAAAAGGGUGUUUUGUUUUUGUUUUGUGUGUCUGGUUGUCAUGGUAGCCCAUUAAUCCCAGCUCUGCUGUGCUACCUUGACCCCCCCGGCAGGCUCUCCCCGUCCUAACCUGGCUGUUCUAGGUCCUGUCUGGGGUCACUUUCUUAUGCAACAAACAUAAAGGGGGAGGGGUGUGGGGGCGAGGGGGGGCGCAGGGCGUUCCCGUGGUUACCGCUCCUCAUAGCCAUUGUACCACUGAGGCCAUUUUAUGAAGAUGAUUGCGUGCAAAUCAAGAUGCCUCACUCAAACACAGCUAAAAGUGCUUGUCCGAUUGUAGCCCGCCUGCUGGAGUUAAGAGCAUGCUUACAAUAGAAGAUCUUUGGCCCGGUGAACCUUACAGUGCUGAUUUCCUCAUCCAUUUUGCUUAAUUCUGAAGUGUUACGAAGCACAUCUUUUUAAAAAAAGAUAUGGAUUCAAUUGCAAUUCAUUUUUGUAAACCGUUCAUAGGCAUGAGGACAAUGAUAAAUAAUUAAAAAUAACUGAAAAAUUGUACAUACUGUAUAUAAUCAAGAGUCCAGAAUAAAUGUAACGGGUGGAUUUCUAUUUUUAACACUGACUAGACAAUGUGAAACCUGCUUUUCUCCUCUUACCUGGGGUUUUUAUGACCUGUGUUUAUUUGGGCUUGGGCGGGAGGCCGCCCCCCGUGUGUCCCGCGCGCUCGUGUUGCAUGGAGGGCGCCGUGUUCGCAGCGUGGUGCGCAUGUGCAGCUCGGCGGUGUCCUUGGAGACGGUGCGCUCCGGCGUCUUUACGGAGAGAUCGCCGUCUCUCCUCGCACAGAGGCGCGAGCCGGCACGCCACCCUUAUAUCAGGACGUCCCGUCGGGGAACGUCCCGGGCUAGUGCAGCGGGCUCCGUCAGAAUCACGCCACACACAGACCCUGUCUGAAACCUGUCGCCAUGGAAACCAGGGAAGCCUGAAAAGUCGAACCUGGCUCCCUGCCGGCGGUGUGGCGCUGAGGGGAAUGGGAGAGGUGUCGGGCAGCCCGUACGGAUGUUGUGAUUUACUCAUUCUGGAGACACGGACAAACUAUUAGGGCUUCCCCCAAAACGACUGUAACAGCAGCUGCAUUAUGAGCUUUUAAAGGGACUGUUAGUGGUGAGUAGUGGAUGUGCGCCUUGGUUGCCUAGUUACUGAUCAAUCGAAGGAAACAGUGCCACCCAUCGUAAGGAUGGUUAAACUGAUGGGGAUUUGUGUGUGUGCGUGCGCGUGCGUGUGUGUGUGUGCUUCUACUCAUCAUAAUUAAAUCUUAAAAACAGCGAAAUCAUAGGUAUUUUAUAUUGAAUGCAGUAACUUAUGGGCCAGUAAUAUAAUACUCAGUGCAAUGCAGUUAUUGUUAUAAUAAUACAAAUAAUUGAUAUUAUUUCUUUUGUAUUUGUACAGAACAAAUGUGUAAAGAUCAGCGAGGAAACGCGAGCUUUUUGAUACUGUGAGAAGUGGUGUGAGGUCAGUCUCCCUGUACAGUCGUGAUAACCCCUCUCCUUUUAUAGAAUAAAAUGUUUUUGGUGCAA